AUGCAAUUGAUUCUGAGUGAGUUGUUUUACAGAGAAGGUGGAGAAGAAGAAGCUCUGUAUUCAUUCAAGUCACGUCUGAUUUCAUCAUGGUAUCAGAGCAGCGAUCGUGAAUUCAUCGAGAUUCAGCCCUCAGAUGCUCCAGGACUCGUCCUGAUGCUGCUCAAACUCACAGGGCCAGAAAACUAUGCUCUAUGGAGUAAGGCGAUGAAAUUGGCGCUCCGGGAAAAGAGUAAACUAGGGAGCACUGUAUCGAGUGAAUCGAUGCCGAGUAUCGUUUAUGCGUCUAAUGCAAGGAAAUUGUGGAAUGAUUUUCAGGAAAGAUUUGAUCGAUCAGACUUAACGAGGAUUUAUCACCUCUGGACAGCCAUCACAACUCUAAGAAUCUCGACCCUCAGUAGAACAUCUGAGAUCUCAACGUUUGCUACAAUUCUUAUGGGGCUAAAUGAAAGCUAUAGAAACAUAAGGAGUAAUGUAUUAGCUAAAAGGCCUGUUGUGACUGUUAAUGAAGCCUAUGCUAUAGUCACUCAGGAAGAAAGCCAGAGGUCUUUAGGUGUUGUUGACACACAUAGGGAACCACUCACCUUGUUAGCAGGAAGAAGGCAAGAUUUUAGAGCAAAAAGGCCCGGUGUCAUUUGUGAACGUUAUGGGUAUAAAAGGAAUCUUAAGGAGAAUUGCUUCAAGAUAAUUGGAUAUCCAGCUGGCUUUAAGAGCAAAAAGAAGAAUCAGCCUGCAGGAGGAAAGGCCUAUACUAACAAUGUGAAUGUCAAUGCAAAUGGUGAGGAAGGGAAACCAACGACUGUGCAAGUAAAAGGAGUAGGGCAGUUCUUCACAGAAGAACAAUACCAACAGCUGGUCAAGUUGUUGUCAAAAACAACAACUGCAAAAAGUUCUAAUAAUUUUGUAGGUAUAGUCACUCUAUUAUCCUAUGCACGUAUGUGUGAUUGGGUAAUAGAUAUAGGAGGAACACAUCAUGUCACAUACUGUAAGGAUAUUCUAAAUAAUGUUAAAAGGGCAGAUGAUCAAGGGAGACAUGGAGUACCUCCUGGAAUAUCAAAGCUCACAAAGGAUCUUUGUUGCUCAGUCACAUUCCUUCCUGAUUCCUGUAAUCCAAUGCCUCGAAAACCUAAGGGUUCCUCCGCAAGGGUAAGAAGGGGUAGAGAAAAUGCUUCGAGCCAAUGUUCGAAUACCAGGCGCUACAGCGCUGAAGUAACCCAUGCCAUACUCCCAGGAAAAGCUCGAACGACUUUGAGCAAGAGGGUACCUGUACCCGAAACCGACACAGGUGGGUUGGUAGAGAAUACCUCGGGGCGUCAAUCGAAGUGGAGGGUUUCUUCAAACAACAAGGGGCAGGGUCAACUUCAAUCAAAUGAUAUUGAGCAUGUUUCCCAUCUCUUUUCGAGAAACGGGCGGUUGGAGUAUCACAUGGGUGGCAUGGUGAUGAGGAUUGGUAGAGAGAACAAUGGUUUGUACUUGCAUAAGGAGAGUAUAACAAUGGCAGCAACAAGAGUUUUCCAGAGAAAAGGAGAAGAAACUGAACUUUGGCACUUAAGGUUAGGACAUGCUUCAAUGAAGGCAAUGCAACAUAUUCUAGGGUUGCAAAAUAAAGUUGAUAUGCAGUCAAAGAAUGAAGUACUAGUUGUAAUAAAGAACUUUGUUGCAACGAUUCAAAAUCAGUUUGGUGUGAAUGUCAAGGUGUUAAGAUCAGUUAAUGGAGUGUUACAAGGGAAAUGUCCAUAUGAAAUGUUUCAUGGAAAACCAGCAACACUAGAUCACUUAACGGUUUUUGGAUAUGUUUGCUUUGCAAGCAAUAUACCUGGAGGAGAUACGUUUGCACCAAGGGAAAGGAGAUCCAUUCUCAUUGGUUAUUCAGAAACACAAAAGGGCUAUAGGUUGUAUGAUCUGGAAAGCAUAAGAGUAUUCAUUAGCAGAGAUGUAACAUUCAGAGAGCAUAUCUUCUCUUUCAAGGAAGGAAUGCAAAUUGAAGAAGAUAUCUUCCCAAGUAAUACACCAUCAGUUAUUCCAGCUGGACUCAGAAGAGCAUAA
This is a messenger RNA of Nicotiana attenuata, 2043 nucleotides long. RefSeq lists its product as uncharacterized. Bases 1 to 2043 code for a protein of 680 amino acids. Lineage: Eukaryota; Viridiplantae; Streptophyta; Magnoliopsida; Solanales; Solanaceae. The record is from RefSeq and is a predicted model, not a curated record. The transcript has 10 exons.